UGUGAUCCUGGCUAACGUGCUGUGUGCUGACACAGCCAGGAUCAGGUCCACCUUGCAGCAGCUCACACGCAGCACCUGAUCACAACUCUACUUGCACAGGACACCCACUAACUGGCAGCAUCUGCAUUUCACUGUGGCACAUCUGAAGGCGUAAUCUGAUGAAUGCACUCUCACUGCCUGCAUGUGGUUGCUGUGACUGUGUAGCAAACAGCCUUCUUAUUUACACUAUGGACAGAUAUCCCAGGAUCGUGUGAUUGUAUAAUCUCUUCAUGCAAAGGAAAACUGCAGAAUGAGCACUAGGGAAUCUGUUAAUAGACUAUAAUAUUAUUUAACCUUUGGAUCUUGUAUGUUUUGUGGGGAGAUCCCCCUUCUAUGUACUCAAUGGAUUACCCGAGCAUGUGGCUUUCUUUGGUAGUAGGAUACCUGGGAUUUUUAACAUGUCUUCAUCAUUCAGAAGGUGCCUGUGUUUUCCAGGGAUCUCUUUUUGCGAACAAUACAGAAUGGAAACCAGAAUCCUGCCAAGAUUGUACCUGCCAUAAUGAUAUUGUCGUCUGUGAAACCACUCAAUGCAGAGACCCACAAUGUGACUUUACAAAGGGAGAAGUGCUGCGGAUAGAAUACAACACCUGCUGCCCUCAGUGUACCUCACAAAGCCAAGGAUUUUGCCAACAUGAAGGAAUUAUCCGUGCUCAUGAAACCCAGUGGUCACAAUCAGAAUGCACCGAAUGCUCAUGCGCGAACAGCAAAGUUACUUGUGCCUCAAAGCCCUGUCCACCAUUGACCUGUAAGAAUGGAGAUAUCCAACAUAUUCCUCCUGGAGAAUGCUGCCCUAUUUGUGUUGGUACAGGUGAGUCUUGCUCUCUGGAGGGUCACCUUCUGCGGGAUGGUGAGCAGUGGAAGCUCAGUCAAUGCUCCAGGUGUAUAUGCAAGAAUGGUUUUGUGGAGUGCUUCACUGCCGAUUGUCUACCAAUGUUAUGUGAAAAGGAUGAAAUGCUUGCUGUUGUUCCUGGAAAGUGUUGUCCUGAGUGCCUUCCAAAAUCCUGUACUGUAUCUGGAAAGACAUAUGAGCAUGGUAUACAGUGGAAGAAGAAUCCUUGCAGUACCUGUAUGUGUGACAAAGGUGAAGUCAAGUGCCACAUAAAGACUUGUUACUCGAGUACAUGUGACAAGGGCCAGACCAAGAUAAGGCGUCCCGGCCAAUGCUGUGAAGAAUGUGUUUCAUCCAAAGGAAGCUGCAUGUACGGAGGUUCUCUGAGAUAUCAUGGAGAGCUCUGGAAUGGAAGUCACUGUGACUUUUGCACAUGUGACCGAGGGAAAGUCCUUUGCCACAAAGCUCAGUGUGCAAAAGUCGAGUGCUCAUGGGGAGAAGAAUUAGUUCAUUUGGAUGGAAAAUGUUGUCCAGAAUGUAUUUCAAGCACUAGCUUCUGUAUAUACAAAGAGGAUACUAAAAAGAAUACGCGGUCAGAUUUGAGUGGAGUGAAACAUUUUAUGAAUGGGGAAAAGUGGACAGAAGGUCCCUGUCGUGAGUGUGAGUGUCAGAGCGGCCAGGUGAUAUGCUUCUCUCAAUCCUGUCCCUCUUGUCCGAUUGGGACUCUAGCAGUGGAUGUGGUCGGAGAGUGCUGUCCAGAAUGUCAACCAGUGAAGUGUAAUCUAGACUGUUUAACCUGCUUUCAAUCUCCUGAACAUUGUGACAUCUGCCGUGAUGAGACUCGGGUGCUGCAGAUGGGACGCUGCGUGUACAGCUGUGGUCCUGGAUUUUAUCUGGAUGGAAAAACAUGUAUAGCUUGUAAAGAAAUGUGCUCCAGUUGUCAGAAUGGAUUUGAGUGCACAUCUUGUAAAGAACCUCUGCUCAUGAAACAUGGCCAGUGUGUGACCUCAUGCGGAGAUGGCUAUGUCCAAGACCAGCUUACUUGUACAGAAUGCCAUGAGUCGUGUUCAGUAUGCCAGGGGCCUUCGGAAUCUGACUGCUUGAUGUGCAAGAACGUGUCUCAGGUGAAUCAAGGAGGGCAAUGCACUGCCAGCUGUGACAACGGAUUCUAUGUACAGAAUGGGACCUGCACAGCCUGUGAUCAUUCCUGCCAGUCCUGUGCUGCUGAUAAUGGUAGAUGUCUGACUUGUGCCAAGGGCAGAGUAUUUCACAGAGGGAAAUGUGUUCUGGAGUGUCCAAAUGGCUAUUAUGUAAAUCCGGCAGGAUUCUGUUCAGCCUGUCAUAAGGAAUGUGCCACAUGUUCUGGACCACUAGCCAAUCAGUGCACUUCAUGUGUUCCCCGUUUUGCCUUACUGAGAGGGCUGUGCCUUCGCGACUGUGGAGAGAGUUAUUAUUCUGAUGGCAGCUUGUGCAAUGCCUGCCAUCCAUCUUGUCGUUCUUGUGUGGGCCCAGAAGAUGCUCACUGCACACAGUGCGUAAAUCCUGAGCAUGUGCUGCAGGCAGAACAGGACUACAGAGGAAAACCUUAUGGGACAUGCCAGGCUCAGUGCAAAGCACAGUUUUAUGUGGACAGCAUUGGCGUGUGUCGAGAAUGUCAUUCAUCGUGCAGUAGCUGUAGCGGAAAAAGCAGCUUGAACUGCACUGCUUGCAUAUCUCCAAAGAAGCUAUACAGGGGUACUUGCCUGAAUAGUUGUCCACAGGGAUUCUACAGCAAGGAGGCUACUUGCCAUAUGUGCCAUCCCUCGUGUAAGGAGUGCAGUGGUUCUUUAGAAGGAGAUUGUCUGACGUGCCAUCCACAUGCUGCUCUCAUUGGGGGAACAUGUAAGACCAGCUGCCCAGAUGGACAGUACCUCAAUUUAGUGGGAUACUGUGUGGAUUGCCACCCACAGUGCCAGCAGUGUGUAGCUAACCUGCAAGACACGGGGAGCGUGUGUUUAAAGUGUCAAUAUUCUCGAUAUUAUUUUGUUGGAGAUCGCUGCCUCCCUGAGUGCCCAGCUGGAUAUCACCCUGGGGGAAGAACUUGUAAAAGUUGUCACCCGUCCUGUAAGACAUGCAGUGGCCCUGGGCUUAACUCGUGUAUUUCUUGUAAUAAGGGAUUUAUUUUAUCACACAAUGGCAUGUGCGCACAGACCUGUUCCCAAGGUUAUUACCGCAAUGGUGACAUCUGUAAAGUGUGUGAAUCACCAUGCUUGACCUGUGACUCAGCAGUGGGGUGCACAGCAUGCAGGGACCCAUCCAAGGUUCUGAUGUUUGGAGAAUGCCAGUAUGAUAUUUGUGCCCCACAAUACUAUCUGGACUACAACAGCAGAAUGUGCAAAGAAUGUGACUGGAGUUGCAAUGCCUGCAAAGGACCUUUAAGGAAUGACUGUCUGCAGUGUAUGGAGCAGUACACCCUGCAUGCUGGGACUUGUGUACAGCAUUGUUCACCAUCUUUUUACAGACUUGGGGAGUCUUGCCACGAGUGUGAAGAACAUUGUCUUGCUUGUAGUGGCCCAUCUGAAUGCAGCCAAUGUGAAGUACCAUUCUAUCUCCUAAAUGGGCAAUGUGUGCGCGAGUGUGGUACUCAGUAUCAAGUGUCCCAUUAUGAUCGAAAGUGCCUUGUUUGUCCACCAGGAUGUCUGGACUGUGAUGACACAAAUAACUGCAAGCUUUGUGACAGCAAAACAUUUCUAAAGAAUCAUGUUUGUGUUUCCCAUUGCGGCCAUGGCUACUCAGGCAAUCCUAAUAACAGGAGAUGUGAAGAAAAUGUCCAUGCUCCGGUAUUUCUUGUGAAUGGGUCCCUGACAUUGGCCAUUGGCGCUGUAAGACCUUUGGAUCUAUCCUUCAUGAGCGUUCAGGAUCAGAACAGUGAAGACGCCAGCCUCACAUUCCACGUAGUGCAGGCUCCGACCAAUGGCCAACUGGUGAAAAUAUCACGUGGCAAAGAAGUGCAGCUCAGUAAAGACACACACUUUGGUAUGAUGGAGCUGCGAGAGCAGAGAGUGAGGUUCAAGCACAGCAAAGAGAAAUCGAGGAAUGGUUACUUUUCUCUAAAAGUCAGUGAUGGACAACUGUACUCACAGCCAAUAGUAAUCAAUGUUCAAGCGGUGUCAGCUAAGCCCACAUAUAUGCUCCAAAAUAAAGUUCUAACGGUUGGCAAAGGAGAGGCAGGAGCUAUCACAAGCUCUGAGUUGGACCUGCGGGAUGAUGAUAAUCCUCAAGAUGUGGUAAUUAUUGUCUUAGAAGCCCCAAGAUAUGGUAGACUUAUGAUUCCUCCAGAUACCACUCCCAUCCACAAGUUCCGCCUGGACGACAUUAGAAAUGGAAAGCUCCACUAUGUUCAUGAUGGUUCAGAAAGCCAGUCUGAUAUGAUCCUUUUCCAGGCAAAUGAUGGACAUAACUUUCAGAAUAUUCUCUUCCAUAUCAAGGUUAACGAUAAGAAGAGUGGAGGACUGCAGUUAGUUCUAAACUCAGCCGUCUGGGUGCCGGAAGGUGGAAUGCUGCAGAUUUCAAACAGACUUUUGCAGGCUAGAGCUUUUGGUGCAAGCGAUUCUCAAAUAGUUUACACAAUCUCAAAUGAAGCUCCAAAAUUUGGUGACAUUGUCUUGCUGGGCCCUAUGCCUGCUGAUGGUCCGGCAGAUGGGUGGCAACGGUUGCCAGAUGGAAGACUGGCUACCUCAGUAUCCUCAUUUACACAACAGGAUAUCAAUGAAGGCCUUGUGUGGUACAGACAUUCUGGAUCCCAGUCACAAGGGAGAGAUUCAUUCAGCUUCCAGAUUUCCAGUGCCGCUGCUUCGCAAGCCCCACAGGACAGCCAUGUGUUUAAUAUUGGUAUUUUACCCAGCCAUCCUGGGGCACCUCAGCUCUCUCCUGGAUCUUCCUUACACAUGACAGCCUUUGAAGACCGGCUGACCGUGAUUGGGUCCCAUUACCUUUCCUUUGUUGACUCUGAGAGUCCUAGCGAGAAAAUAGUUUAUAAUGUAACUGUGCCCUUGCAGCCAAAUGAAGGUAGGCUUGAGCAUAAAGACAGGCCCCACUCCCUGGUAAGCUACUUCACUCAAGCAGACAUUAACCAAGGCAAAAUUGUAUACCGACCACCUAGAGCAGCAUCGCACCUGAGCGAGAUCAUGGACUUUUCCUUUAUGGGUCUUCCAGAGACUGUUAAUUUCUUCUUUAAAGUUUCGGAUGGCGAAUUUACUACAGCUGAGAUGCCGUUUACCAUCCAUUUGCUGUCUAGCGAACAGCAACCUCCUGUGUUUCAGAUCACCUCUCCAUUUCUUGAAGUUACACAAGGGGGCAGGGCUCCAAUUGGGAUGCAGCUGGCAGUGAGCGACACAGAUACUGCUCCAGAAGAUCUGUUUUAUGAGCUUAUUGAGACACCUCGCCAUGGCAUUCUUAUCAAGUCUGAAGCUGGCAUCCAGGCACCUAUGAAUGCAGGUGAUACUUUCACGUAUGAAGAUGCCAACAGGAAUGCAAUAUAUUAUGUUCAUGAUGGUUCCACCAUAUCUGAGGACAGCAUGGAGAUUGCAGUGACAGAUGGCAUUGCUACCAGCACGACUGUUGUGAAAGUGGUGGUGUCACUGGCAAAUGAUAACGGUCCGCGGCUUGUUCCUGGCUCAUUGUUGGCAAUGACUGUAACAAGUAGAAGCUCUGUCGUUGUAACAAGGUCACAUCUUGCUUACAUGGAUACCAACUCACCAGAUUCUAAAAUCCGAAUCCAGUUGAUCACAUUGCCAAUGUAUGGUGUUCUUACCAAAGCAGCAUCAGGGCAAACUGCACAGGAAUUAUCUGAGUUCUCUUUUUUCUCCAUGGAAGACAUCAACAACCAGAAUAUUAAGUAUUCUUCAAUAGUUGAAACCGACAGCGGGACAGUCACAGAUCUUUUUCAUUUCACUGUUUACAAUGCUGACAACAAUCGUCUGGAUAAUCAAAUGUUCACUAUCACUAUCACAGCUGCUCAACAAGUCUUUCCUGUUCUUUCUGGAAACCAGAUAUUGGUAGAAGAAGGAGGGAGAAUUCUAUUAUCCACUCGUUAUAUUCUUGCCACAGAUUCUAUAACAUCAGAGAAACAAAUGACAGUUAAAAUAGUCAGUAGACCAAAGUUUGGUUACCUUGAAAAUAUUAAAAGCGGAGGACAGACGUCUCUGGGAGAACAGAUUGGUUCUGACACAUUUCCUGUUGAAGACAUCAUAGAGAACAACCUGUACUAUGUGCAGAGUGUCCAUGACAAUAUCGAACCCAGUGGAGACUUUUUUAGCUUCUAUAUGACAGAUGGAUCCAGCCAGUCAGAGGUUUAUAACAUCAGCAUUGCCAUACAGGGGAAGAAUGAUGAACGGCCUCAGAUCUCUGUACUGCCUUUAAGGGUGCAGGACAAUGCAGGAGCAGUCAUCAGAAACACAUGUCUAAGCGUGCAGGACAUGGAUACUCCAGAUAAUGAGCUACUGUUUACUGUAAUGAAGAAGCCUGCUCAUGGAAACUUACACAGAAGGCAGUUCUACUCUGAACCUUUGGAGAAUGGGCGCGUUCUAUCCCUGGGUUCCUCUUUCACAUACCAGGAUGUACUAGAUGAGUUGAUUGUCUACAUACCAGUGAGUGUGGAAGUGCUAUCAGAUGAAUUCAGGUUCUCCCUGUCAGAUGGCCACUAUACAGAAACAGGAAGGCUGGAGGUCUCAAUAGAGCCAAAGAGGAAAGAGCCCCCAAGACUUGCUAUAAACCGAGGCCUACAGAUCUCAGCAGGGUCAAUAGCUACAAUCACUGACCAGUAUUUAAAAGGAACAGACAGCGAUUCAGAUGAUGCCAAACUCCGAUAUUUCUUGAAGAAAGAUCCAGCUGUAGGGCGUCUGCAUAUGUCAAAAAACAAUAAUCUUGUGCAGAUAUCUGUCAGAGGACCUGUCACUAGUUUUACUCAGAUGGAUGUUAACAAAGGAUAUGUUCAAUACAAACACGAGAAAGGAGAAUCGGGUGGAAGUUUUGCCUUUAAGUUUGACGUUGUCGAUUCGGAAGAAAACAAGCUUAUCGACCAAUCAUUCUACAUCAGCAUAUUAGAAGACAAACUACCUCCAUCUAUCACUGCCAAUAAAGGUCUCACCCUGGAUGAAAACUCUGUGAAAAAAAUCACCACCUUGCAGCUCUCAGCCACAGAUCAGGACAGCGAGCCCAGAGAACUCCUCUUCCGCAUCAAUAAGCAGCCUGCACUGGGUCACCUAGAGCAUGCUGGGUCACCAGGCGUAAAAAUUAGCAGUUUCAGCCAGGCAGACCUGGAGUCCCGGAACAUUCAGUAUAUUCAUACCAGCGCAGAGGAAAAGCAUUCAGAUGAAUUCACAUUCACAGUAUCAGAUGGAGUCAAUGAGGUAUCCCAGACAUUUUAUAUCACUAUAAAUAAAGUUGACGACAGCUUGCCGGUGGUUCAGAAUUCUGGAAUGAGAGUGCAGGAAGGAGUGAGAAAAACUAUUACAGAAUUUGAACUGAAAGCCGUGGAUGCCGAUACUGAGGCAGAGUCUGUUACAUUCACCAUUGUUCAGCCACCUCGAUAUGGCACGAUUGAACGUAGUAUUAAUGGGCAAAACUACCGUCAGACCACCACCUUCACAAUGGACGAUAUUUACCAGAAUAGGAUCAGCUAUAAUCAUGAUGGAAGCAAUACCCUGAAAGAUCGCUUUUCUUUCACUGUGUCGGAUGGAACCAAUCCAUUCUUCAUUGUAGAGGAAGGCGAGAAAGAGAUUAUAACUGCAGCUCCACAGAGAUUCAAGGUGGAUAUUCUUCCUGUGGAUGAUGGAACGCCAAGAAUUGUCACCAACCUUGGUCUUCAGUGGCUGGAAUACAUGGAUGGGAGGGCUACAAACAUAAUUAGCAAGAAAGAACUAAUGACCAUGGAUCCAGACACAGAAGAUAAGCAGCUGGUUUAUGAAAUAUCCAGUGGGCCCUAUCACGGAUUCUUGGAGAAUAAGCUAAAGCCUGGCAGGCCGCUGACUUAUUUUACCCAAGAGGAUAUAAACCUGGGCUUAAUCCGAUAUAUUUUACAUGAAGAGAAGAUUAAGGAGACAAUGGAUAACUUUAAGUUCCUUGUAAAAGACAGCAAGCCUAACGUGGUCAGUGACAACGUGUUCCAUAUCCAAUGGUGUCUAAUCAGCUUUAAACACACUAGCUACAACGUGAGUGAAAAAGCUGGCUCCAUCAGUGUCACGGUGCACAGGACCGGAAAUCUCAACCAGUAUGCCAUUGUGCUGUGUCGUACUGAACAGGGCACUGCUACCUCCAGCUCCAGUGUCGGUUCCAGGCCAGGACAGCAAGAUUAUGUGGAAUAUGCCGGGCAGGUGCAGUUUGAUGAAAGAGAAGACACCAAAACGUGUAAUAUCAUUAUCAGCGAUGACCAGGUGUAUGAGAACAUUGAGGAGUUUACGGUGGAGCUCAGUAUGCCGGCUUAUGCUUUGUUAGGAAAUAUCACUAAAGCAACUGUCAACAUAAAUGAUACUGAAGACGAGCCAACUCUGCAGUUCGAUAAAAAGAUAUAUCGCGUAAAAGAGAGCGCUGGUUUACUUUCAGCACCCAUUGAAAGAAAAGGUGAUUCAGGAAGCAUUGUAUCUGCUAUUUGCUACACGGUGCCAAAAUCCGCCAAGGGCAGCAGCCUAUACGCAUUAGAAUCAGGUUCUGAUUUCAAGUCCAGGGCAAUGUCCAAUGAAAACAGAGUCAUUUUUGGUCCUGGAGUUACCAUGUCGACUUGUGAUGUGAAACUGGUUGAUGACAGUGAGUAUGAAGAUGAGGAGGAAUUUGAGAUAGCUUUAGCUGAUACGUCUCAGAACGCAAGGAUUGGAAACAUCGCUUCAGCCAAAGUGGUGAUAGAAGGACCAAAUGAUGCUUCCACUGUCUUCUUGGGAAACGAGACAUUUACCGUUAGUGAAGAUGCAGGAACUAUUGAGAUACCUGUUAUCCGUAAUGGCCCAGACCUCUCUGUUCCCACAUCAGUGUGGUGCGCCACUCGUCCUUCAGACCCACCCUCUGCCACGCCUGGAAUUGACUACAUCCCCAGCUCCAAAAAAAUUGAAUUCAGGCCAGGGAAAACGGUAGAGCAUUGUACUCUGACUAUAAUGGAUGAUACUCAGCACCCUGUGAUUGAAGGUUUAGAGACAUUUGUGGUUUUCCUCAGCUCAGCACAAGGAGCAGAACUUACCAAACCAUUUCAAGCAAUGGUAGCGAUUAAUGAUACUUUCCAGGAUGUUCCCAGCAUGCAGUUUAGUAAAGAUGUCUUCACUGUGAAGGAGAAAGAUGGAGCUGUGCAUGUGCCUGUCAUUCGUACUGGAGAUUUGAGUUUCGAGUCCUCUGUACGUUGUUACACUCAGUCUCAGACCGCUCAGGUGAUGGAUGAUUUUGAAGAAAGAAGAAACUCUGAUGAUUCCCGUAUUACGUUUCUGAAAGGAGACAAAAUGAAGAAUUGUUCAGUUUUCAUCAAUGAUGAUUCUGUAUUUGAACCAGAAGAGCAGUUCAAGAUUUAUCUCGGCCAUCCUCUUGGGAAUCAUUGGAGCGGAGCCAGAAUUGGGAAAAAUGACAUGGCUACUGUUACUAUAACUAAUGACGAAGAUGCACCCACCAUUGAAUUUGAAGAAGCAACUUACCAAAUUCGAGAGCCGCAAGGGCCAGAAGGAAUCGCUGUUUUAAACAUAAAAGUGAUAAGAAAAGGAGACCAGAACAGGACAUCAAAGGUCCGUUGCAGCACACGUGAUGGCUCUGCUCAGUCUGGUGUUGAUUACUAUCCAAAAAGCCGGGUUCUAAAAUUCAGUCCUGGUAUGGAUCAUAUUAUGUUUAAGGUAGAAAUUUUGUCAAAUGAGGACAGGGAGUGGCAUGAAUCAUUUUCCUUGGUUCUGGGGCCAGAUGAUCCUGUGGAAGCCGUGCUUGGUGAUAUCACCACUGCAACCGUGACCAUCUUGGAUCAGGAAGCUGCAGGCAGCCUGAUCUUGCCAGCCCCACCUAUUGUGGUAUCUCUUGCAGAUUAUGACCAUGUGGAAGAAGUUACUAAAGAAGGUGUCAAGAAAUCUCCGUCCCCAGGAUACCCCUUAGUCUGCGUCACUCCAUGUGACCCUCACUUUCCUAAAUAUUCAGUUAUGAGGGAGCGUUGUGAGGAGGCUGGAAUCAACCAGUCCACUGUUAUGUUCAGCUGGGAGGUGGCAGCACCCACAGAUUCCAAUGGAGCAAGAUCUCCCUUUGAGACAAUCACUGACACAACCCCUUUCACCAGUGUAAAUCAAAUGGUCCUGGAUAGCAUCUACUUCAGCAGACGUUUCCACGUUCGUUGUGUUGCCAAAGCGGUGGAUAAAGCUGGGCAUGUGGGAACUCCACUGAGAAGCAAUAUUGUGACCAUAGGAACGGACAGCGCCAUCUGCCACACGCCAGUAGUUGCUGGGACUGCCAGAGGAUUCCAAGCCCAGUCUUUCAUUGCCACUUUGAAAUAUCUUGAUGUCAAACAUAAAGAACAUCCAAAUAGGAUACAUAUUUCUGUGCAAAUCCCACAUCAAGAUGGAAUGCUUCCUCUUAUCUCUACCAUGCCCCUGCAUAAUUUGCAUUUUCUGCUCUCAGAGUCUGUUUACCGUCAUCAGCACGUAUGCUCCAAUCUGGUCACCGUUCGUGAUUUGAGAGGAAUUUCAGAAGCAGGGUUCCUGGAUGAAGUGACGUAUGACAGCAUUGCUGUCGGUCCUGGCUAUGAUCGCCCAUACCAGUUUGACCCCAAUGUGAGAGAGCCAAAGACAGUGCAACUGUAUAAGCAUCUUAACCUAAAGAGCUGCAUUUGGACAUUUGAUGCAUAUUACGACAUGACAGAACUUAUUGAUGUGUGUAGCGGAGCUGUGACAGCUGAUUUUCAGGUGAGAGAUUCUGCGCAGUCAUUUCUGACUGUACACGUCCCCCUCUAUGUGUCCUAUAUAUAUGUCACUGCACCAAGAGGAUGGGCGUCUUUGGAGCAUCACACUGAAAUGGAAUUCUCAUUCUUCUACGACACUGUGCUAUGGAGAACUGGUAUUCAGACGGACAGCGUUCUCUCCGCCAGGUUACAGAUCAUCAGAAUAUACAUCCGUGAGGAUGGUCGGCUUGUCAUUGAAUUUAAAACCCAUGCUAAAUUUAGAGGUCAGUUUGUUAUGGAGCACCACACUCUUCCAGAUGUGAAAUCUCAUAUAAUGGCUCCAGAUCACUUAGGAGGGAUUGAGUUUGACCUUCAGCCCUUGUGGAGCGCACAGACCUUUGAUUCUCCAUAUCAGCUUUGGAGGGCAACCAGCUCCUACAGCAGGAAGGAUUAUUCAGGAGAGUAUACCAUCUAUCUGAUCCCUUGUACGGUUCAGCCAACUCAGCCAUGGACUGACCCCGGAGAUAAACCUCUUGCCUGCACAGCACAUGCUCCAGAAAGGUUCCUGAUUCCUAUAGCAUUUCAGCAAACUAACCGACCUGUUCCCGUUGUAUAUUCUUUGAACACUGAGUUCCAACUCUGUAAUAAUGAGAAGGUUUUUUUGAUGGACCCAACAAAGACAGAAAUGUCUCUGGCAGAAAUGGACUACAAAGGAGCCUUCUCAAUGGGUCAAACCCUGUAUGGUAGAGUACUUUGGAAUCCUGACCAAAACCUCAACUCUGCAUACAAGCUGCAACUAGAGAAGGUCUAUCUGUGCACUGGUAAAGAUGGAUAUGUUCCUUUCUUUGACCCAACUGGAACUAUUUACAAUGAAGGCACACAAUAUGGUUGUAUUCAGCCUAACAAGCUUCUUAAACAUAGGUUUCUACUUUUGGAUCGGAAUCAGCCAGAGGUAACAGAUAAAUACUUUCAUGAUGUACCGUUUGAGGCAUACUUUGCCUCAGAGUCACCAGACUUCCAUGCUAUGAGCAGUAUGCCAGGAGUUGAUGGAUUUACAAUGAAAGUUGAUGCUCUUUAUAAGGUGGAAGCUGGACACCAAUGGUACCUUCAGGUUAUUUAUAUUAUUGGUCCAGAAACAAUGGCAGGUCCCAGGGUGCAGCGCUCCCUAACCUACCAGCUGAGACGUGAUCGUAGGGAUCUGGUGGACAAGAAUGGUCGUUUAACUCUGGACGACUCCUUGAUCUAUGAUAAUGAAGGUGACCAAGUCAAGAAUGGAACCAACAUGAAAACCUUAAACCUGGAAACCGAGGUAGCAGCAUCUUCUUCCUCACAGACAGGAGCUUCCAUCGGAAGUGCAUUUGCAGCCAUAAUGCUAUUGAUGCUAGUUCUCUUGGCUGUGUGCCUUAUAACACAGAAGUGCAGGAGGCGCAAAAAGAAAAUGCCAAACAUGGAUGUUGUAGAGGAAUAUCCCCUCAACACAAAGGUGGAAGCGUCGAGAAAAAAUAUAGAGAGAGCAGAAAAGAAUUUCAACAGGCAGCAUUGUACUGUAAGAAACAUCAAUCUUCUUGAAGACGACAAAGAUAGCUAUGAAAUUAAAGGUGUUAAAGUAAAAAAAGUAAAUCUCGAGGUCAAAGUUCACAACAAUCUACACGAUGGAACAGAAGUCUAAAUAUGAUUUUGCACCUACAUAAAUAUAUAUAUUUUGUUUAUAAGAAAAAAAAAUCAUCCUUUUUUUAUAAAUUGUAAAAAUAAAUAAAGAAUCACCAGUAUUUUUAUAACCUGGAGUGUAAAGGGAAAACGCAAGCAUUAAAUGAUGGACUGAUGGGCAGUAUGUACUUCAACCCACAACUGAACUACCUCGAGAUGUCCGUACAUGUGCGAGAUAAUAAGGGCGAGUCAUGCAAUGUCACUUCUUUUUUUGCGCCCCAGCAAUGCACUGCACAUAUUAAUACACUGCCACCAAAGGUCAAACAUAUAUCAUGUUAUUUUACUAAUUAUUACUGUAGUAUUUUUUUUUACAUGCACUGUAUUCAUAUAUUACUGAUUGUCCCACUAAUGUUAUGCACAGUACAUUGUUUAUGUUAAUCAAAAUAGAUUUUGUUAAUAUUAUUUUUACCAAUUUUUUUUUUUAUAUAUAUAUAUUGAAAUUCAAAACAGAGUAUCUUAUUUAUCACAGCUCAUUUACCGUUGGUAUUUACUGCAGUAUUUUCUCUUAUAGCAAAAAACAACUACAUUUUAUAAAUGUAAGCAGAAUAUUUCUGAUCAAGUCCAUACAUUCAUAAAAUAACCAUCAAAAAUGGCACUUAAGAUACAUUCUUGGGUAGUGUUUAAUGUCAUCAAUUUUAAACAAACAAAACAAAUAACUAGUUUGGUUUAAUUAUUUAAGAAAGUUAGAUUUUUAUCAUAGUGACUGGUUUUACACUCCUAUAAAUCCUUUUUACUAAAACCAAAGUACAAUAUAAGUGUAUUAAAAAAGACAGAUUUGCAGAGCUUUGAUAUGGAGCUUGUCAAGGGAUUAAAUACUGCCACCCAGCGGAAAAAAUAUUUAAGUAAAUUUUAAAUUAACACUAAUAGCAUUCAUGAUAGACAUGGAACUAUCACACUGUAACAUACAAUUUAUGGUCAUUUAAAGGGACAUUAAACACAUUUGUGUCCAUGAUAGAACAUUCUGAAUAUAAUAUCAAAGCUGUUUAAAUUAGUUUUGAAACAAAUAGAAGAGUAUUUUGGCACACAAGUCAUUUUGAGGGACUGAUUGAUUAAAUGGAUAUUAAACAGUAUGAGAAUGUAAUAUGUGUUUAAUUAUGAGUAGUCAAAAACAUUAAUUUUGUUUCCUUUUCCUGUAAUUUCACUUUGAAAAGUGUUUGUUUUAAAAAUUCCACUUACGAUGUUAUCUAUAAAGUAAUGGGUCCCACCAUGUUUAAACUUAAGUUUUUUCAUUAUCUCACUCUCCUGCUGAAAAAACAAGGCUGUGUCGAACAUAAGAUAAGCUAACUGGGUUUCUCCACAGCCUUGUUUACAAAAACUCUAUUGUAUUGCAUCUUUUUUUUAUCUUUCCUUAAAGGGACACUGAACCCACAUUUUUUUUCUUUUACGAUUCAGAUAGAGCAUGAAAUUUUAAGCAACUUUCUAAUUUACUCCUAUUAUCAAUUUUUCUUCGUUCUCUUGCUAUCUUUAUUUUAAAAGCAGGAAUGUAAAUCUUAGCAGCCAGCCCAUUUUAGGUUCAGCACCAUGGAUAGCCCUUACUUAUUGGAGGCUUACAUUUACCCACCAAUAAGCAAACAUAACCCAGGUUCUCAACCAAAAAUGGGCCGGCUUCUAUGCACUACAUUCCUGCUUUUUAAAUAAAGAUAGCAAGAGAACGAAGAAAAUUGAUAAUUGAUAGGAGUAAAUUAUAACG
Molecule: messenger RNA, 14130 nt
Organism: Bombina bombina (fire-bellied toad)
Lineage: Eukaryota; Metazoa; Chordata; Amphibia; Anura; Bombinatoridae
Gene: FRAS1
Product: Fraser extracellular matrix complex subunit 1
Biological process (GO): cell communication
Cellular component (GO): membrane
Molecular function (GO): protein binding
Source: RefSeq, a predicted model, not a curated record